Messenger RNA from Ipomoea nil (Japanese morning glory), 4672 nucleotides. RefSeq names its product pleiotropic drug resistance protein 1-like. The coding region runs from base 160 to 4479 and encodes 1439 amino acids. Lineage: Eukaryota; Viridiplantae; Streptophyta; Magnoliopsida; Solanales; Convolvulaceae. Gene Ontology annotation, molecular function: ATP binding; ATP hydrolysis activity; ABC-type transporter activity. The record is from RefSeq and is a predicted model, not a curated record. Gene Ontology annotation, cellular component: membrane. The transcript has 19 exons.
AUCUUCAACACACCCAAACACCUCUUAGCUUUCUUCUACUCUGAGAACAGAGAGAAGGCCAACUAACUCUGAUCAUAUGAUCAUCGUCUAAAAAUCCCAGAUCAGAACUCGAAAGUUCAAAGAAGAGAAAAGGGGUCGGAGCGAAUAUAGAAUUAGAGCAUGGAGGCGGCGGAUUUGGGGAUUAUAAGAGGGGGGAGUAUAAGAGGGAGCUUGAGAGGGAGCUUAAGAGGGAGUUCCAGAGCCAACAGCAAUUCCAUAUGGAGGAACACCGGCGUGGAGGUGUUUUCCCGCUCGUCCAGGGACGAGGACGACGAGGAGGCUCUCAAAUGGGCGGCGCUCGAGAAGUUGCCCACGUUCGAUCGUCUCAGAAAAGGGCUUCUGUUCGGAGCGGAAGGGCCGGCGACGGAGGUGGAUAUAAACAACCUCGGAUUCCAUGAACGACAGACCUUGCUUCAGCGGCUUGUUAAUGUUGCCGAUGAAGACAACGAGAAGUUCUUGAUGAAACUCAGGAACAGAAUAGAUAGAGUUGGGAUAGACUUGCCGACAAUAGAAGUGAGAUAUGAGCAUCUUAAAGUGGAGGCAGAUGCAUAUGCAGGCAGCAGAGCUUUGCCCACAUUCAUCAACUUCACUACAAAUUUCAUUGAGGAUCUGCUGAACGCCCUUCACAUCACUAGAACCAAAAAAAGGAACCUCACUAUCCUCAAUGAUGUUAGUGGAAUCAUCAAGCCAUGCAGAAUGACGUUGCUGUUGGGGCCACCGAGUUCGGGGAAGACAACACUUUUACUAGCGCUGGCAGGGAAGCUUGAUAAAGCGUUGAGGGUGGGUGGGAGAGUGACGUACAAUGGGCAUGGGUUAGACGAAUUUGUGCCGCAGAGAACAGCUGCGUAUAUUAGCCAACACGAUUUGCAUAUUGGAGAAAUGACAGUUCGAGAAACCUUGGAAUUCUCAGCUAGAUGCCAGGGUGUUGGCUCUCGUUAUGAAAUGUUGGCGGAAUUGUCAAGAAGGGAGAAAGCAGCAAACAUCAAACCAGAUCCCGAUAUUGACGUUUACAUGAAGGCUGCAGCUACUGAAGGACAAGAAGCAAAUGUGGUGACUGAUUAUAUUCUUAAGAUUCUGGGACUGGAAGUUUGUGCGGACACAAUGGUGGGCGAUGAAAUGAUACGAGGAAUAUCGGGCGGGCAGAAAAAGCGUGUGACCACCGGCGAGAUGAUUGUCGGACCGUCGAAAGCUCUUUUCAUGGACGAAAUCUCGACGGGGCUGGACAGCUCCACAACCUAUUCCAUCGUCAAUUCGCUUAAGCAGUACGUCCACAUUCUCAAGGGAACCGCCGUCAUUUCUCUGCUCCAACCCGCGCCCGAGACCUACAACCUGUUCGACGAUAUUAUUUUGUUGUCGGAUGGAUACCUCGUUUACCAGGGCCCUCGCGAACACAUCCUCGACUUCUUCGAGUCCAUGGGCUUCAGAUGCCCCGACAGAAAAGGCGUCGCCGAUUUCUUGCAAGAAGUGACAUCCAAGAAAGAUCAACAACAAUAUUGGAUACGUAGAGAUGAGCCUUACAGGUUCGUGAAGGCUAAGGAAUUCGCGGAGGCAUACCAAUCUUUCCAUGUUGGGAGGAGGUCAGCAGAGGAGCUUUCGGCACCGUACGAUAAAACCAAAAGCCAUCCUGCGGCCUUGACAAACGAGAAAUAUGGCAUAGGAAGUAAGCAGCUCUUGAAGGUUUGCACUGAGAGAGAGUAUUUGCUAAUGCAGAGAAACUCAUUUGCUUACGUCUUCAAGUUCUGCCAGCUUACCAUUAUGGCUCUUAUUACAAUGACACUGUUCUUCCGAACUGAAAUGCACAAAAAUAAUGAGACUGAUGGAGGGAUUUAUGUUGGCGCCCUGUUUUUCGCGGUGGUUAUGAUUAUGUUCAACGGUAUGUCUGAGCUUCCUAUGACGAUUUAUAAGCUGCCGGUGUUCUACAAGCAAAGGGACCUCCUGUUUUUCCCUCCUUGGGCUUAUGCUCUUCCUUCCUGGAUCCUCAAAGUCCCGGUGACAUUUGUUGAAGUCGGUCUUUGGGUGUUUGUUACUUACUAUGUCAUGGGAUUCGAUCCGAAUGUUGGCAGGUUGUUCAAACAGUUCUUGAUAUUGAUCAUGGUAAACCAGAUGGCUUCUUCACUGUUUCGGUUUAUUGCUGCUAUGGGUAGGACUAUGGGAGUUGCCAACACAUUUGGAUCCUUUGCUUUGCUUCUGCAAUUCGCUCUUGGUGGCGUUGUUCUUUCUCGAGAUGAUGUGAAGAAGUGGUGGAUUUGGGGUUACUGGACUUCACCAUUGAUGUAUGCCCAGAAUGGCAUUCUUGUUAAUGAAUUUAAUGGACAUAGCUGGAGUAAGCCUGUCGUGAACAGUAGUGAAACACUUGGAGCUAGAGUUGUAACAUCAAGAGGAUUCUUCUCAGAAUCUAAGUGGUAUUGGAUAGGUCUGGGGGCACUUUUCGGGUUCACAAUAGUCUUCAACUUGUGUUACUCCAUAGCUCUCCAAUAUCUUAACCCAUUUGGCAAGCCCCAAGCUCUUAUAUCAGAUGAUGACGACGAUAAAGAAACUGCUUCUGUCCAAACUGUUGGUACAAACGGAGGAAAUGGAAUCAGUGAGGCACCCCCCGAGACACAGAAACGGGGAAUGGUUCUUCCAUUUGAACCGCAUUCCCUCACGUUUGACGACGUUGUGUACUCUGUUGACAUGCCUCAGGAAAUGAGGGAUCAGGGCGCUGCCGAGAAUAGAUUGGUGCUGUUAAAGGGCGUAAGUGGGGCCUUCAGGCCUGGUGUUCUCACCGCUUUGAUGGGCGUGAGUGGGGCAGGGAAAACCACUCUUAUGGAUGUGUUGGCUGGAAGGAAAACCGGGGGAUACAUUGAUGGAGACAUCAAGAUUUCUGGAUAUCCAAAGAAGCAAGAAACUUUUGCCAGGAUUUCAGGGUACUGUGAACAGAACGACAUCCAUUCUCCCUUUGUCACGGUUUAUGAGUCCCUCGUUUACUCAGCUUGGCUACGUUUGCCAGAAGACGUAGAUGCUAGAACUAGAAAGAUGUUUGUUGAUGAAGUGAUGGAGCUAGUUGAGCUGGUGCCAUUGAGAUCAGCACUGAUUGGGUUGCCAGGAGUUAACGGUCUCUCAACCGAGCAACGCAAAAGGCUAACGAUCGCAGUUGAGUUGGUGGCGAACCCCUCCAUCAUAUUCAUGGACGAGCCAACUUCAGGGCUGGAUGCGAGAGCCGCUGCAAUUGUGAUGAGAACUGUGAGGAACACUGUUGACACCGGCAGAACCGUGGUUUGCACCAUCCAUCAACCUAGCAUCGACAUUUUUGAAGCUUUCGAUGAGUUAUUCCUAAUGAAAAGAGGAGGACAAGAGAUAUAUGUGGGGCCAUUGGGUCGCAAUUCUUGCCAUUUGAUCAAGUACUUUGAGUCGAUUGAAGGAGUGGCGAAAAUCAAGGAUGGAUACAAUCCAGCAACAUGGAUGCUGGAAGUGACAACUUCAGCUCAAGAAAUGCUGUUGGGAGUGGAUUUUACAGAUGCUUACAAGAACUCAGAUCUGUACAGGAGGAACAAAGCUUUGAUCAGUGAACUAAGCACGCCUCGCCCGGGUUCCAAGGACUUGUACUUCCGGACUCAAUACUCACAGUCUUUCUUGAGCCAAUGUAUGGCCUGUCUGUGGAAGCAACACUGGUCUUAUUGGCGUAACACCUCUUACACCGCUGUUAGAUUCAUCUUCACAUCCUUCAUUGCACUGGCUUUCGGGACAAUGUUCUGGGACCUUGGUACCAAAGUUGAUAGGAAGCAGGAUGUGUUUAACGCUAUGGGAUCCAUGUACGCUGCGGUCCUCUUCCUGGGUGUGCAAAACUCUUCGUCGGUGCAGCCUGUGGUCGCGGUUGAACGUACUGUUUUCUACAGGGAGAAGGCGGCCGGGAUGUAUUCUGCCUUACCAUAUGCCUUUGCACAGGCGCUUAUUGAAAUUCCUUACAUACUUCUACAAUCAGCAGUGUACGGCGUGAUUGUGUAUGCGAUGAUCGGGUUUGAAUGGACAGUGGCUAAGUUUUUCUUCUACUUUUUCGUAAUGUUCUUCUCCCUGUUAUACUUCACCUUCUACGGCAUGAUGUCUGUGGCCGUUACUCCCAACCAAAACGUUGCAUCUAUCGUCGCCGCCUUCUUCUACGGUAUAUGGAAUUUGUUCUCAGGAUUCAUCAUCCCUCGACCUAGCAUGCCUGUGUGGUGGAGAUGGUACUUCUGGGCAUGCCCCGUGUCAUGGACAUUGUAUGGAUUGGUGGCAUCACAAUUCGGAGAUAUUGAAUCGAAAUUGAGAGAUUCAGAUCAAACUGUGAAAGAGUUCGUGGAAGAUUACCUUGGGUUUAAACAUGAUUUUCUUGGAGUGGUUGCAGCUGUCACGGUUGCCUUCCCUGUUCUUUUCGGCUUCAUUUUCGCCUUCGCCAUUAAGGCAUUCAACUUCCAGAAAAGAUAGAAAUGCCGCGCUUACAACUUUAUGCAGUAACAGUAGUAGUAGUUACUAGUAUGUAUGUAUGUAUAGGAGGAUGCUGAGAUGGAGGUGUUAAUCAAAUUUGUAACCAGUAUGAGAGCUUUUGUGUUCUUUCGAUUAGCUCUUUUAUGUAAGCAAUUCAAGAGCCAAUAAUUACUUACUUCUCAUAUGCUGCAAA